Messenger RNA from Cicer arietinum (chickpea), 783 nucleotides. RefSeq lists its product as uncharacterized. The record is from RefSeq and is a predicted model, not a curated record. Lineage: Eukaryota; Viridiplantae; Streptophyta; Magnoliopsida; Fabales; Fabaceae.
GUUGGUAAUGGAUAUUUGUUAUCUGUGUCGGCUGAUUUGGACCGUAAACCAUCUUUUCUACCGAGGCCUAACUCGUAGAAUGGGCCUCCGACAAUGACAACAAGGUCACGCGCCGCUGUGGCGAGUAUGUCAGCACAAGAGACCACGCCAGGGCAUUCAAGCUCUAAAAUGUUCUUGGCACGCGUGACUGCGUCAAAACCAUCUCCUGAGAGGGAGAGGUUUAUGUCGGCGUCACGCUCUGCCUUGUUGAAGGAGUUGGAGGAUACCAAAACAGAGGCAUCACAACCUCCAAUCAUGCAGUCAUGGAAGAAGAGACGGAGUGUAGCGGCGGCCGUGGACGGCGUUAUUUGUUGCUUUUCCGCCACGGAAUCUCUGAUAAUGUCUAAGAAUUUAGGACAUGAUUUUUCGUAGUAGUUUGGUGUGAGUUUGGAUUGUGUAAAGGGAAAUAAUGCUAGGAAGAAUAAGAUUAAUAUAUGAAAUUUAUAUUUAUAAGUCAUAUUGUUGCUGUUAGUAUUAGUAUUCUUUGGUGUUGGAGAGGGCAAUAAAAUUGUAAAAGUAUUCAAAGUUUGUCAAAAUUUAAACUCAAAGAAAUUAUUAUUGUAGUUUGAUUAAGGCUAAGAGAAUGGAUUGUCGUGUUUUCUGGUUUAUGAGAUGAUGGAUAUUUGGUGUUGUGUGAAAAAAUGAAAGGGUAAAGGAUGACAUAUUGUACAUAAGGAUUAUAUGUGGAAGAGAGGAUUCAAAGGGAGGUAAGGGUUAUUUUUAGAGAGGCUUUGUAUAUUGUAU